ACAGGCGCACACAGGGAGUAUGCAUCCUCUUCUCGAGAUGAGUCCCAUACACGGAGCAAGCAAGGACUCGAUGUCCACACAUGGAACUACACCACACAACAGAUACGCCAACACGCUCCACCUCCUACACCACCACCAGCUGGCAGACUGCUGGAGAGCCCAAUCCACAUGCAGAUGAAAUCACCACUGUUCAAGCCCAGACAGAUGUCAUGGCAUCUGAACGAAUCGAUGCUCUCCAACUCAAUAGUAACGGACCAGAUCAGCCACUAUAUACAAGACUACUUCAGGGACAAUGAGACUGACGAUUUGACCCCACUGACCUGUUGGGAAGCGCACAAGACUGUGUUGCGAGGUCAAAUCAUAGCAAUCUGCGCAACCCGCAAGCAGACGGUGACACAAGAGAUGCACGAACUCAGCAAAGAAAUCGUGACCUUGGAAGCCAGACACAAACGCACUCUACACGCGACAGUCCUCAGAGACCUAUUGGCCAAACAUACCCAACUCACCACGCACCUCAACCGCGCGAUCCAACGCUCAUACCAACACUACAGGCACAUAAUACAUGAACACUUGGACAAAUGCGGGAGACUACUAGCAAACCUCCUAAAGCAACGCAGAUCCCAAUUAUAUAAUUCGAAAAUCAAGGACGCACAACAACGACUCAGACACCUACCGGACCAGAUAUCAACAGCAUUCCACAUCUACUACCAGGAUUUAUGCGGCCUCUAUCGAACCACACUGGAAGUAUCACGACCCCAAAGAGCGCCGACAUCCACAGAUAUCUAG
Pelobates cultripes (western spadefoot toad) is the source of this 786-nucleotide messenger RNA. NCBI's taxonomy places the organism in Eukaryota, Metazoa, Chordata, Amphibia, Anura, Pelobatidae. The record is from the annotation of a GenBank genome assembly.